Molecule: messenger RNA, 2826 nt
Organism: Myotis daubentonii (Daubenton's bat)
Lineage: Eukaryota; Metazoa; Chordata; Mammalia; Chiroptera; Vespertilionidae
Gene: QTMAN
Product: queuosine-tRNA mannosyltransferase
Source: RefSeq, a predicted model, not a curated record
GCGGGGGUGGGGCGCGGCGUCAGCGCGUCGCCGGCUGGGCCGCCCCGGUGACCAGGAGGGAGAGACGGAGAGGAGGAGGCGGAGGGGUAGGAGGAGGAGGAGGAGGAUUGUACCUUUGGUGUUAUAUCUCAAGGUCAUGGCCAAAUCAAGGUACCUCUGCACUAGCCAGGUUGGACAUAUGCAGAGAAAGACACCAGUAUAUCUGGAUCAUCAGUGGUACAAUGUGUUAUAGAGGUGGACGAGCUUGCAGACUGAAAUGGGGAUCGUCCAGAUUGUUCCCUUCCCUGGACCAUAUGGUUGUGCUUUAAGAAGACCACAGGGAAGAACACAUUUUCUUCUUGCCACAAAAGUUGCAAUAGAAAAUCUGAGACGGGUUGAAGGGCCAAUGAGUAUUCUCCUCAUUGAAGCAUUCUAUGGAGGGUCCCAUAAACAGCUGGUGGACCUGCUCCAAGAAGAAUUGGAAGACUGUGUCCUUUACACUCUUCCUGCAAAGAAGUGGCAUUGGAGAGCGCGGACAUCGGCUUUGUACUUCUCUCAGCAUAUUCCCAUCAGUGAGCAUUACAGGACCCUCUUUGCAAGCUCAGUGCUUAACCUGACUGAACUGGCUGCCCUUCGGCCUGACCUUGGGAAGCUGAAAAAGAUUCUCUACUUCCACGAGAACCAAUUGGUCUAUCCUGUCAAGAAAUGUCAGGAGAGGGAUUUCCAGUAUGGAUACAACCAAAUUCUCUCAUGCCUGGUGGCUGAUGUGGUGGUGUUCAACUCUCUUUUCAAUAUGGAGUCGUUUCUCACUUCUAUUGGGAAAUUUAUGAAGCUGAUUCCUGACCACAGACCCAAGGAUCUGGAAAGCAUCAUCAGACCCAAGUGCCAAGUUAUUUACUAUCCCAUCAGGUUUCCUGAUGUGAGCAGAUUCGUGCCCAAGCAUAAAGCAGCCCACUUACAGAAGAUGCUCAACCUUAAAGGAAACGGCGGUGCCGCUCCAUCCACGGCCCUUCCUUCCAGGCAGGAGCAGGGAAGUUGCGAGAAUGUGUUGGAUCAUGUUGAGCCAGAGUCUGGACCUUGUGAUGCGGCACAACAAGAGAGCCUGGGGAGCUCGUUGACGCAGGAGCCAUACUUGAAAACGUGUGACUCGUCAGAUAAUUCCAGCUCUCAUCAUGGGGAAAAUCAACAAAAUCCGUAUGACAUUUUGAGUGGGGUUGAUGAUCAACAAAGACCAUUGCACAUUGUCUGGCCUCACAGGUGGGAGCACGAUAAAGAUCCCGAGAGUUUUUUUAAGGUAUUAAUGCACCUUAAGGACUUAGGACUCAGUUUCCACGUAUCCAUCCUUGGAGAAACCUUCACAGAUGUUCCAGAUAUCUUUUCAGAGUCCAAAAAGGCGUUGGGAUCUUCUGUCUUGCAAUGGGGCUACUUACCCAGCAAGGAUGACUAUUUCCACGUACUGUGCACGGCUGAUGUUGUCAUCUCAACAGCUAAGCAUGAAUUCUUUGGAGUGGCAAUGUUGGAAGCUGUGUGUUGUGGUUGUUACCCACUUUGUCCCAAAGAUUUGGUUUAUCCCGAAAUAUUUCCAGCUGAAUAUCUGUAUUCUACACCUGAACAGCUUUCAAAAAGGCUCCAGAAUUUCUGCAGGAGACCUGAUAUUGUAAGGAAACAUCUCUAUAAGGGUGAGAUGACUCCUUUCUCCUGGGCGGCCCUGCGUGGCAAGUUCAGGUCCCUGCUCGCCACGGAACCAGGGGAAGGUUUGCGACAGAUGGGGCUCCCUCACAAACCCGCAGCCUAAGGCAGAGCCUGUAGAACUUUCCAGAGUGUGCCCAUAUUUACCUGAUCAGAGAGAAAAGAAAAUCUGCAGAGGAAGCCGAGCCUGGCUGCUUGUCAUAGCUGACACAGAGCCAUCUGCCACAAACCUGUGGCGGCUUCAGAUCUCCAAUCCCUGCCACCACCCCGACUCAAAUUAAACACAGAUUCCUAGAGACGUUAUGAUGGUUACACAUGUCCUCGGCAUCACAUGGAGGAGACUGUUCAAAAAAAAAUAUGUGGCCUGUUGUAUAACCGCGCUCAUGUAUCCCAUAUGUGGUGCCACAUUGAAUUUCCGGUUGAAUCCGUUUUUAUCCUUUGUACUGGAUGACAUGGUGCCUGAAUUCUUUCUUUUCGCCGACACGAUGGCAGCCAAACGGCAGCUUCAAACGCUCGCACUUGGCUGGGUUUCUACCUGGGGUGCCAGGUUAUCAUCGGCGGUGUCCUCCGAGGGCCAGGGCUCUGGAAGGGGGAUCAGGAUGCCCGGGACUAAUGGGCGGCCUGCCUCUCUCUCUCUCUCUCUCUCUCUCUCUCUCUCUCUCUCUCUCUCUCGGAGCUGUUUGUGGCAAAGGGCUGCUGUAGCACUUUUCUUUAGCAAAUGAAUGACUCCCUGGCACAGGGGUUUGUAAGUGAAGGUAUGCAUAAGGGGUCUGGCAGGUAUUCUGUGAUCCCGAGUUACAUUUGAGCUUCAUUUAUCUGGAAGAAAGUUGCAAGAUAAACAGCUGUAAUCCAAACAAACAUGGGGAAUACUCGGAGUGGGCCAGCUUGCCCAUCAAAUGAAAGGUGAGGUACCUGUUUUAAUUUUUUUUUUCAUGGGCAAAAACAGAGAAAUCAAAAUACUUCUAACAAAACCAGUCAUUUUGAUAUAAAUAGUCCUUGAACAUAUUUGGAUUCAGCUACAAAUAUAAUAUUUUCAAGACCAGUCACAUAAUUCCAAUACUCAGGUUGCCUGCAUUUGUUGAUGUAAAAGAUGUUUUGAACGGCGAGAUUGUAAAAUAAAUCUUUAAUAAAGUGCCCGCUGCCAUUUUUUAAUUAGCA